UUUUUUUUAACCAAGGGAGCAAAAUAUAUAUCAUGCUUCUGUUUUUCCAAAAAUAACCUGAAUAUAGUAAUGAAGUUCAGUUUUGUUAUUGAUAGUUUGUGGCAGAAUCUCCAUUUGUAGCACCUGUUUUCUACUUAAUAUAAAGGACAUGUUCAGGUUCUAGAAUGAAAAAAUGGUGACAUUGAGUUGCUUCAACAGCAUGAAACUGGGUCCAAAAGACCAACUGAGCAAAUAUAUUAAUCUCUGCUACUUUAUUUUAAAUAGAAUGUUUAAUUUUUUAAGAUCUAAUAGUAUCACUAUAACUAAGCAGUCAUGUUCCUGAUGACCUAUGAGGAAGUAAUAAUCUUAAAACCAGGUUUUAAGAUGAGUUAGCCAAUUCUGUUACUACUUAAACUCUUUAUUUGGAGGGGAAUUUUAGAUUGUUUUGUCCUCCCUAUUAAAAUGAUUGUAGAAAGACAAAUUACUUAAUUUGAGAAAGAUUUGAGAUAUACCAUAUUUCGCUGAAUCUAAGAUCUCAUCAAUUGUAAGACACCAUUAUUUUAUGUACCUCUAAGAAAUAAAAAUGCUGCUAAUUAAAACACAAUAUGCCAUUAAUUGUAAGAUACUUCUUGAUAACAGAAAUAUUAAAAUGGGCAUCUUAGAAUCAGUGAAAUAAGGUAAUGUAUUAUUUUCCUCCUUUAAUGUACAUCUUAAGCUUUUUUUCUGCCUACCAAACUUCAGUUCCUAAAAAGCAAAAUAAUUUGAAUAUUUUUGCUGUAGAACAUUUGGGGAGCAUAGCUUUUCACCAUGAAAAGAAGCAAGCUUCACAAGUCAGACAUUUUAUCUUCAGGUUGGUUGAAUGCCACCGAAACAUUCUAGUGGCCUAGAGAAGUUGACCUACCUAUGGAGAUACCUGACACUAAAUGGCAUUCUGAUGCCCUAAAAUACUUUAUGCUUCAUAAAAGGUUUUAAUUUUCAUCACAGGUUACUAUGUACCAUCAUGUUUACAUUUUAUGUAUAAAGAUUUUGCGAAGGUGCAGUUGUGCAUAAUUGUCCCUUAAAAUGUAUCGGAAUAGGAUUUAGAAUCUUGCCCUAAAUGCACAGAAGAAAAAAGAAUAAAAGAUUUCUCAUUUUAGAUGUUCAACCUAGUACUAAACUAAUAAAAUCAAAAGUCAUGCACAAAACUACCUCCCAGAGAAAGGCUAGUCCCUUUUCCUACCUAUCCAUUUCAUUAUGAACAUAGUAGAAAAUAGCAUAUUUUUAUCAAAUUUGAUGAAAAAUGCCAAUAUGUUUGAACUGAAAUAUGACCUUUCAUGUGAACUGUACCGAAUGUCUACGUAUUCAACUUUUCCUACCGGGGUUCCCAUCUCAGAAAGGAGUCUUGCUCGUGCUGGUUUCUAUUACACUGGUGUGAAUGACAAGGUCAAAUGCUUCUGUUGUGGCCUGAUGCUGGAUAACUGGAAAAAAGGAGAUAAUCCUAUUGUAAAACAUAAAAAAUUGUAUCCUAGCUGCAGAUUUGUUCAGAAUCUAAAUUCAGCAAACAAUUUGGAAGCUACCUCUCAGCCUACUUUUCCUUCUUCAAUAACGAAUUCCACACACUCAUUACUUCCAAGUUUGGAAAACAGUGGAUAUUUUAGUGGCUCUUAUUCAAGCUUUCCAUCAAGUCCUGUGAACUCCAGAGCAAAUCAAGAUUUUUCUACCUUGAGGACAAGUCCCUACCACUGUGCAAUGAAUACAGAAAAGGCCAGAUUACUUACUUACCAGAUGUGGCCAUUGACCUUCCUGUCACCAACAGAUCUGGCAAAAGCAGGCUUUUACUACAUAGGCCCUGGAGACAGAGUGGCUUGCUUCGCCUGUGGUGGAAAAUUAAGCAAUUGGGAACCGAAGGAUGAUGCUAUGUCAGAACACCUGAGACAUUUUCCCAAUUGCCCGUUUUUAUCAAAUCAGCUUCAAGACACUUCAAGAUACACUGUUUCUAAUCUGAGCAUGCAGACACAUGCAGCCCGCUUUAAGACAUUCUUUAACUGGCCUUCUAGUGUUCUAGUUCAUCCUGAGCAGCUUGCAAGUGCAGGUUUUUAUUAUAUGGGUCACAGUGAUGAUGUCAAAUGCUUUUGCUGUGAUGGUGGACUGAGGUGUUGGGAAUCAGGAGAUGAUCCGUGGGUGGAACAUGCCAAAUGGUUUCCGAGGUGUGAGUACUUGAUAAGAAUUAAAGGACAAGAGUUCAUCAGUCAAGUUCAAGCCAGUUACCCUCAUCUACUUGAACAGCUGUUAUCCACAUCAGACACUCCAGAAGAUGAAAAUGCAGAGUCACCAAUUAUUCAUUUUGGACCUGGAGAAAACCAUUCAGAAGAUGCAGUCAUGAUGAACACACCUGUAGUUAAAGCUGCUUUGGACAUGGGCUUUAGUAGAAGGCUGGUAAAACAGACAGUUCAGAGUAAAAUCCUAACAACUGGAGAGAAUUAUAAAACUGUCAGUGAUAUUGUAUUAGAUUUACUUAAUGCAGAAGAUGAAAUAAGGGAAGAGGAGAAAGAAAGAGCAACUGAGGAAAAAGAAUCAGAUGAUCUAUCAUUAAUCCAGAAGAAUAGAAUGGCACUUUUCCAGCAUUUGACUUGUGUGAUUCCAAUCCUGGAUAGUCUACUAACUGCCAGAGUGAUUAAUGAACAAGAACAUGAUGUUAUUAAACAGAAAACACAGACAUCUUUACAAGCAAGAGAACUGAUUGAUACUAUUUUAGCAAAAGGAAAUAUUGCAGCCACCAUAUUCAAAAACACUCUACAAGAAAAUGAGCCAAUGUUAUACAAGCAUUUAUUUGUGCAACAGGAUGUAAAGUAUAUUCCCACAGAAGAUGUUUCAGAUUUACCAAUGGAAGAACAAUUGCGGAGACUACAAGAAGAAAGAACAUGUAAAGUGUGUAUGGACAAAGAAGUGUCCAUAGUGUUUAUUCCUUGUGGUCAUCUAGUAGUAUGCAGAGAUUGUGCCCCUUCUCUAAGAAAAUGUCCUAUUUGUAGGGGUACAAUCAAGGGUACAGUUCGCACAUUUCUUUCAUGAAGAAGAUCCAAAACUCUGUCUAAAUUUAAAGAAUUAGUGGAUUAAAUGUAUAUAAUUCUAAUUCUUAUACUGAUUUGGUUUCCUUCAAUUUUUUUUAUCUACAACUCUGAAAAUUUUGUUUUAUACAAAUAUAUUUAUAUAAAUAUAUAUUUAAAACAUGAACAGAUAUAUUUUAGGUACCAAGGGAAUGAUAGGCUUUUACUAUUGUGAAAAAAAAAUAGGGUGAGCACUACAAACACAAUACCCAAUUGAAAUUUCAGCGUUAUUGAAGUAACUGAAGUAAAAUUUAAGAUAUUUGAAUUUACCUUUUAGAAUUAUAAAUAUUUUGGAAUUGAAUUAAGAACUAGGAACAUGGAUUUCUCUGCCUUUUUGAUCUGUGUCCUAUACAUAGAAGGUCUCAAUAUUUGUUGAAUGACUUUGUAGGGACAUGGUGUUUUUGUAAAGGAUUAUGUGAAGAACAAUUAAUAAAGCAACAAAAAUUA
Molecule: messenger RNA, 3509 nt
Organism: Galeopterus variegatus (Sunda flying lemur)
Lineage: Eukaryota; Metazoa; Chordata; Mammalia; Dermoptera; Cynocephalidae
Gene: BIRC3
Product: baculoviral IAP repeat containing 3
Exons: 8
Coding region: 1213-3027 (604 amino acids)
Biological process (GO): positive regulation of protein ubiquitination; regulation of cell cycle; negative regulation of apoptotic process
Cellular component (GO): nucleus; cytoplasm
Molecular function (GO): cysteine-type endopeptidase inhibitor activity involved in apoptotic process; ubiquitin protein ligase activity
Source: RefSeq, a predicted model, not a curated record